UGAAAAAUAAGCUUAUAACAAAUUUGUUAUAAUGGCUUAUGAUGAACGCAGCGAUACGGGCAGUUCCAGCGAUGCACAUGAUGGAUGUCAACGCGGCAAAAUGGGUGCUCAACAGGUUACAAUGCCCAAGCACAUACCAUUUCCAGAGCAUUCAACAACUCCGGAAUGGCUAAGCGAGCUUAUAAUGUGCUGUUUUACUAUGGGCGCCACAAUAGUGCAAUUUAUAAACAUUUAUCGUACUAAUUUUUGGUUGCCACAAUCACAUACGCGCAUGAUGGUGAACAUUGAAUUAAUUGAUCCCUUUUUGCGCCUGCUGCUGAUAGUGCUCAAUACGAGACGUUUGUUCUACUGCUUUUUGUUGGGCAACUGGAAAAACCAGGGACAUUACAUACUACAAUGGGGCUUAAAGUAUGGCUAUGCUGCACUGGUGCAAUUCUCCAUUGGCUACUGUUCUUAUAGGUUAUAUCUAAAGCAUACUUAUAUGCUAAUCUUCUAUAUAAGUUAUCCUGUGGUGGUGUAUCUCGUUAUCUUUGGCUUUCAACUGGAACCCUUUCUGCGCAGCAGAUUCGAACUUCCCGGUGUUUAUAUCAACGACAUGCCCGUGCACAGCUGCACCACGAAUCCUGAACAAAUACGCCAUGAAAUUGAAAUACUAAGAGAAGACUUUAACAAGCGUUUCAAGCAGCUAAUAUUUACCUGCAUGUUGAAUGCCUAUUUGGUGCUGAUUCCAUGCCUGCUCGCGUUCACCGUGCACUACAAUGUUAUGCGGGCAGCACAGCACUGCAUCAUCGUCUGCUUGGGCGCGUUUAGCUUAUCAGCAGUGUUUCUGUAUCCGGCUAAAUAUAGCGAUACGCUGCAUCGCGCCACAUUGCAUUUGGGCUGUUGGCAGCGCAUGGAUCGUGAUCUACAAGCAGCGCCCUCGCAGCUUAUCGUUGCAGCCAAUGCGCUUAAUUGGAACAGGUAUGCAGUCUAUGGCAAUGGAACUGUAGUCAAGCACAUGGGCGGGCUCUUUCGAAGUCAAGGACUGGUUACAGUAGCUACACCCGGCAAUGCCAGCCAUGUGCGCUUCUAUAAACUAUUUCAAAAUCCCACUAUUAUAUACUCCACGUUGGCUACACUACAAGCUGCGGUGCUGCUGGUGGAGAUUGCGUCUUUGACGGCUGCGGGCAUUGAAUGGCAUUUUGUGCUUUCGAUUAGCUUUGUUGCCUUCACCAGCAUGGUGGCAUUUUUUAAGCUAGUGCGUGAUUAUAUUAUAACUAAACAACUUUACAGAGCAGAAUGCGCAACAACUUAUAAUUAAAGUUUAACUUUAGGCAUAUUUCUGUAACUGAUUUGAGCUUAGAAACGAUACUUUAACUGAUUUGGCUUCGAUUGACUGAUUGCAAUAUUUAAAAACGUCCAAACACAAAAAGUUUAAAAUUCCAAAAGCAAAAAUACAAAAUCAGUUGCAAGAAUAUAGCCGCUUUGACUAUGUAACAUGCCAAAUU
Molecule: messenger RNA, 1487 nt
Organism: Drosophila busckii
Lineage: Eukaryota; Metazoa; Arthropoda; Insecta; Diptera; Drosophilidae
Product: transmembrane protein 39A
Exons: 4
Coding region: 32-1300 (422 amino acids)
Cellular component (GO): membrane
Source: RefSeq, a predicted model, not a curated record